AUGCAAGAUCGUCUUGAUGGUGGAAUUUCCAUCCUCAUGCAUUGUGCUGGUUCUGAAGCCUCAGAAACGCUGUCUCUGGAGCACUUCACUGUCGAUCUGUACAUUAUGCCACGGGAACAUCAUGAAACACCAGAGUGGAUUGGGGGAGAUUUAUCGGCCUUAGUGCAGGCUUUCAGCGAGGAGUUUGUCAUCCUCCAUCUGCAGCGCUAUGCAGAACAUUGUCGCAUGGAGGGCAUCAUCCCUCCCCGGCAUUCUUGUCCCACCAAGCAGUUUGAACGUGAUUUUGAAGUUAGCAACAAGUCGCUUUCGGCUGCUGUUCAGAUGGGUCAAGCCCUGGCGAAUGCAUCGCCUAGCAAGAGCAAGUCAGACAUUCGGCAGCAUUGCAACACUGACACAUUUCUCUUGAAUGCCGCUCAACAAGAUGAUCACAUACUUCCGAAGCUUCAUCAGCUCAUUGGCUCCAUUCGCAGCAGCCACUGGGAGGCUGUGCUUCAAUCACUGAAAUGGAACCUGACUUAUGAACAGGCAUCGAACCUGAGUAGAGCACUCAAUUCUGACAUUCACAGCAACCGAGCUAUGCCCACAUACACUAAGUCAUCGUCUUCGUUCCUUUCACAAAUGUUCACAUUUUUUGGCGCCCUAGUUUUUAUAUCCCCGAUUACUCGCAAACAUGUCCAGGCUUUGCCUACACGUCGCACCAGGGUCACUCUCAGUAAGGAGGCCCGCACUGCCCUUACUGCUUGGCAUCGUGAAAAUGUGCAUCACUUCAGAUCAGCUCUCGGUGAUGCUUGGAAAGGUCUUGAUGAGACUGUAAAGGAGAUCACAUCUUCUCACCACAAGAGUUUCCAUUGUGUACAAAAUGACUUAUGUUUAGGCUGGGGGAUGAUGAGAUUCAAGCGCUCAAAGUUUAAUGUGUGGAACACAUUCUGUUGGAAAAAACAGCAGGAUAAUCAAGAGAAUGGGGCGACAGGCAAGGAUGUCCUACAAGAACUCAUCAAGAGCCACCGUGUGGAAUAUCAAGAGCUCAUGGAUGACGAGAAGGCUGAGAUUUUGCUAGAGUACAGCGAGCACAAGGAGACACAAGCCACGGGCAUCCGAAUCUCAACAAAGUCAAAGGUUAAUGAUGUCACCCAGACCCUCAAGGCUGUUGAGAACGAGCUUAACAAUUUGAGGAGCCAUACUGGAGCCGAGGCGAUCCUCUACACGACGCAUGGGUCCAUGGACCUCCCUCUUCAUGGUGUCGCUUUUGCUACUGAAGGUGUGGACGAGUUUAUGGUGUCUGUAAUGAAUGUCAACAAUCAAGAUUUAAUUAGCAAGAUGGAAGGAUUCGCUGUCCAGGGCAUGAAAGGUGCUGCAAAAAAUCACCAAAAGCAUUGUUCUGAUGUUCAUGCAGCAAUCUGCCACAAAAUUCAGAAGGGACUUGGCUGGCCUGCUAACAUCCCUUUUAUCAACCUCAGCCAAGCCUCGAGUGCCCUUCCUGACCUUGAAAUGAUUUGUCGGAAGUGGGAGUCUCGUGCCAUCUGUUGGAGAGAAAUUGACGAUGAGGAGUUUCAACAACUCCUCGAAGAGCACAACGAGAAGCUUGAAAGUGGUGAGAUCAUGGACCACCACUGCCGGACUCACUCAGACAAGGGAAAGAAGCAGGCAUGGUCUAUGGAUGGAUCAGGUCGUCGCAAGAAGACAUACAAGAGCAUGGAGACCAUCGAGACCGACAAUGAAGAUGAGACCACCCCAGCUGCCAAUGCUGGCAGUUUCCCUAGUGCCAACAUCCCUAGUGCUAACAUCAGUACCAACUCCACCAGCACCAACACCAAUGACGACGCUGGCACUAAUACCAAUGCCAGCGCCAAUAGCAAUGUCAAUGCUGAGGCUAGUGCCUCCACCAACUUCACCAAUACCAAGGCUUUCAACAAUGCCAAUGCUGGCACCUUCGACUCCUUCAAUCCUGCCACCUUCGACAUGUUUCGUACCCCUACUCCUCCAGCCAUCAGCAGCGCUCCUGUGUCACCUUCUAACGAGUUCUUUGAUUCAGAUGCCUUGUUGGCUAUGUUAGAUACUAUUUUUGGGCCGGCAGCCCAAAUCUAG
Molecule: messenger RNA, 2085 nt
Organism: Suillus discolor
Lineage: Eukaryota; Fungi; Basidiomycota; Agaricomycetes; Boletales; Suillaceae
Exons: 10
Coding region: 1-2085 (694 amino acids)
Source: RefSeq, a predicted model, not a curated record